Zasmidium cellare ATCC 36951 is the source of this 1095-nucleotide messenger RNA. RefSeq lists its product as uncharacterized. The transcript has 2 exons. Lineage: Eukaryota; Fungi; Ascomycota; Dothideomycetes; Mycosphaerellales; Mycosphaerellaceae. Gene Ontology annotation, biological process: regulation of DNA-templated transcription. Gene Ontology annotation, molecular function: zinc ion binding; DNA-binding transcription factor activity, RNA polymerase II-specific. The record is from RefSeq and is a predicted model, not a curated record. The coding region runs from base 1 to 1095 and encodes 364 amino acids.
AUGAAUCCUGCCGACUGCCAAAUCUACCCUGACGCUCAGGUCCUUCAUCAAGACCGAUAUGUCGCUGCCGUUCCGCCAUAUCACAAUGUCUCGGACGCUAUAGCGAAGACGCCUCGGCUGAAGGAGGUCUGUGAUAGUUGCUCCGCGGCAAAGGUGCGGUGUAGCAGGGAUAAGGAUGGCUGCAAUCGAUGCCUAGCGAGAGGCAUCGAAUGCGUGUACAGCGCCUCGCGCCGAGUGGGUCGACGAAGGGGGCCUCGACACAGGAAGAGGACGACGAGUAUCAGCUCUGUGAUCAAUUGUCCUUCUUCGCCCUCGACUUCGCUCGUGGAUUGCACCGAGUCCGAUGCGUCCCCUCUGAUGACGUACUUGCCCAUGCCUGGAGAUAGCCUUGACAAGGCUGCUCUGGACAACCCCUAUCUCUGGUCGCUGCCGCCGCAUCCUGAAGACCCGACCGUUCAGUUCCCUGUGGAUCACGGACUAUACGGCAUGCAGGACUAUGACCUCAACCAGUCGUUCAUGUUCCCAAUGGAGCCAACCAACACAUUCCCGGGGACUCUCUCGCCUCCUGAGGCACUCACGCCUGUCAAGACAUCUAAGUCUUCAAGCGUUGUCUCGGAGAUAAAGGAGCCCAAGCUCAAACAGCGCGAGGAUUCUACCACUUCCUCCUCCACUUCCUCCUCGAUGGACUCUAGCCUUCUCCCUCGCCGCAGCUCAUCCUCCAGCGACUUGAACCUCUCCAUGGAUCCCGCAGCAGACAGCCGCAUCCACAGCAGCCACAUUACCAGCGUCUACGACGAACUGCAAGGCCUGACAAUCUUCGCGUUCUCCAUGGAACAGAAAUUCGACGCCGUCGUCCGCCAGCAGAUGAGUUGUCGACCGGCGUCGUCAUCGGAUUUCGGCCUCCCGCUUGAGGAGCUGCUGAGCAAACCUGAUGAUGGCAGUAAUGGAAAGGGACGAAACGAGCCGGGGCAAUUAGAGAGUGCUUAUUAUUAUUCGCUGGCAGAGUUGAGGAGGAGGUUGAAGUGGUUAAGAGAGGAUGUGGGAAAUAUGAUCCCGCAGCCUGGUGGGAAGCCCGCUGAUGGGUUCGCUGCUUGA